CCGCCUAAUAGUAAACAUGAACAAAUUCAACUAUAAAUUUAGAAAUUAUACUGAUAACAAAUACAUUAAAAAGGCUCCUUCUGAGAUAGGAACAACAUUUUUACAUGGUUUUCAUGGAUUUAAGUUGUAUUUUCCAGAUGAUGAUGUUGAUAUUGAAAAAUUGAAAAAUAAUAUUAAUGCUUUUCAACAGUAUGUGGACCAACAUAACAGUGCAUUUAAUUUAGAUUUUAUCGAGGAGAAUAAAUAUUUUAUUGUAGAUUAUAAGCUUUUAAUCAAUGAUGAAGAUUUAUCAAAAAACUGGACUGACUACAAGACUGACAUAAUAAAUAAUACUCAGUAUUACUUAAAUGUAAUGGGACUAGCACUUCAUCAAAACUUAAUCAAGAAACUUCAAGACACUACUAAUAAUAUAGGCAAUCCCAAAGAAAAAGAAUAUUCUAUAAUCAGACCUAGAAUUGUGAAUUUUGAACCCAGUUUGCAGCUUAAAGAUUUAAGAGUGAAUUAUUAUGGAAAGCUAGUGUCUGUACGUGGUACUGUCAUAAAAUCAGGCAACAUUAAAAUAAUCUGUAGUUACAUGACCUUUCUAUGCUCAUCAUGUUCUAGUCUUCAGACAGUUCAACAAACAGAUGGCAACUACACACUACCCAGCAAAUGUAUAACAACAAAAUGCAGAGCACAAUCAAAUUUUAUACCCCAACACUCAUCAGUACAUACAAAAACAAUCAGCUAUCAAUCCAUAAGGAUACAAGAACUGAUUGGGACUGAACAGGCAGAAAAUGGACGAGUACCAAGAACACUGGAUUGUGUUUUAAUGGAAGAUUUAGUCAAAACAUGUAUACCAGGGGAUGAUAUAACUAUAACUGGCAUAAUAAAAGUGGAAAACCCUGAACAGAAUGGAAAAUCAAAACAACAAUCACUUUUCCAAUUAUACCUACAUGCUAUUUCUGUAGUCAAUAACAAAAAUCAAAGUCAAGGCAGUUAUGGAGCAUCAGAAAGAAUUACUUUCAACAUUAAAGAUUAUUAUGCCAUACAACAAAUCCAUUCGGAGCCGAAACUAUUCCGUUUUUUAGUCCAAUCUUUAUGUCCAAACAUUUACGGACAUGAAAUUGUUAAAGCUGGCCUACUGCUGGCCUUAUUUGGUGGGACAAAGUGCGACAACCGACGUGCAGAGUCCCACAUUUUGAUGGUUGGAGAUCCAGGAUUGGGAAAAAGUCAAAUGUUGCAGGCUUGUACGAACGUCGCACCUAGAGGUGUGUAUGUUUGUGGAAACACGAGUACCAGUUCUGGUUUGACGGUGACAAUGACGAGAGAAGUGGGCGGAGAAUAUGCCCUAGAAGCUGGUGCUUUGAUGUUGGCCGAUCAGGGUUGUUGCUGUAUCGACGAAUUCGAUAAAAUGCCUUCUCAACAUGCGUGUCUCCUUGAAGCCAUGGAACAACAGAGUAUCAGUAUAGCCAAGGCAGGCAUAGUUUGCACGUUACCAACAAGAACUACUAUUCUAGCGGCAGCUAAUCCUGCGGGUGGGCACUAUGACAAAUCAAAAACGAUAGCAGAGAACUUGAAAAUUAGCUCGCCAAUGCUUUCGCGAUUCGAUCUGAUCUUCAUAUUGCUGGAUCAACCUAAUGAAGAAUUGGAUUUGCUGCUUUCUAGACACGUAUUGGCUCUACAUGCAGGUAUCAAGAUCGAGCAGACGUUCUAUAAUGCUGACGCCAGUACUUCAGAAGGACACACUUUAAGAGAUAAACUUCGAAUGGAACCUGGAGAAACCUUAGAUUUGUUACCACAUGGAUUGUUUAGAAAAUAUAUAGCAUACGCACAAAAAUAUGUCAACCCACAAUUGAGUGAUAAGGCUAAAGAAGUCAUAAAACAGUUUUAUUUAACUUUAAGAAAACAGUUUCAAUCAGGUGAUUGCACUCCCGUUACAACGCGGCAGUUAAAUUCUCUAAUUAGGCUUUCUCAGGCCAGAGCAAAAUCUGAACUUAGGGAAAUCGUAACGGAAAAGGAUGCACUUGAAGUGGUGGAAAUAAUGCGGCACAGUUUAGUUGAUUUAUUCACCGAUGAAUAUGGUAUUUUGGACAACACACGAUCACAAAACGGCACUGGGAUGAGCAAAAAGAAUCAGGUUUCAAAAUUGUUGAGACAAUUGCAACGCAAGUCAGAAGUGGAAAAAAAGUCGAUAUUUUCCAAAAAAGAAAUACAAACUAUAAGUGAACAAGUUGGUUUGGCAAAAGAAAAUUUUUACAAAGUGUUACAAAGCUUAAAUAUUCAAGGAUACUUAUUAAACAAAGGGCAUAAUAAUUAUCAGUUGGUCAGUGCUGAUAUCUAAAGUUGUUCCUGAUAAAAUUUGUAGUAUUUAAUUAUAAUUUUUUUAAUAAAUAUUAUUUUUAUAUUAUUUAUUU
Molecule: messenger RNA, 2396 nt
Organism: Aethina tumida (small hive beetle)
Lineage: Eukaryota; Metazoa; Arthropoda; Insecta; Coleoptera; Nitidulidae
Product: DNA helicase MCM8-like
Exons: 11
Coding region: 17-2323 (768 amino acids)
Cellular component (GO): nucleus; MCM complex
Molecular function (GO): ATP binding; single-stranded DNA helicase activity; ATP hydrolysis activity
Source: RefSeq, a predicted model, not a curated record